This is a messenger RNA of Salvia hispanica, 1355 nucleotides long. RefSeq names its product alcohol dehydrogenase-like 3. Gene Ontology annotation, biological process: formaldehyde catabolic process. The record is from RefSeq and is a predicted model, not a curated record. NCBI's taxonomy places the organism in Eukaryota, Viridiplantae, Streptophyta, Magnoliopsida, Lamiales, Lamiaceae. Gene Ontology annotation, molecular function: alcohol dehydrogenase (NAD+) activity; S-(hydroxymethyl)glutathione dehydrogenase [NAD(P)+] activity; zinc ion binding. Gene Ontology annotation, cellular component: cytosol.
AACCUAUCCCCCCUAUUUAAUUUAACCAUUUGUGGCUAAAUGAUCUAAAUCUAUUAGUACUAGAACAAACACUUUUGCACGUCAAACUACAAUAUGGAAGAAUUACUCUCCGUUACAAGCAACAAAGUAAUCACAUGCAAAGCUGCUGUAGUUCAUGGUCCUGGUGAAGCAUUGGUAGUAGAAGAAAUUAUGGUUGAGCCCCCAAAGAAAAUGGAGGUCCGAAUCAAGAUCCUCUUCACUUCUAUCUGCCAUUCAGAUCUUGGGGCUUGGCUUGGCACUAACGAAGCUGAAAGAGCGUACCCUAGAAUUCUUGGCCACGAGGCUUCCGGAAUAGUUGAGAGUGUCGGAGAAGGAGUGAAGGAUGUGGAGCGUGGAGACUACGUGAUCACUAUAUUUCACGGGGAGUGUGGGGAAUGCGUGUUCUGCAAAUCGGAGAGGACGAAUGUGUGUGAGAAAAAUGGAAUAAAUCCGAUGAAGAAGGUGAUGGGGAUUGAUGGGAGAAGCAGGUUUUGGGAUAUGAAUGGAAACCCUAUUUUCCAUUUCCUCAACACUUCCACAUUCAGUGAGUAUACAGUCAUGGAUUCUGCCUGCGUUGUCAAGAUUGAUCCAAACCUCAUGUCUCUUAAGCAUAUGGCUUUGCUCAGCUGUUGCAUCUCUACAGGGGUUGGAGCGGCAUGGAACACUGCCAAUGUAAAACCUGGAUCAGCUGUCGCUGUUUUUGGCCUCGGCUCCGUCGGCCUUGCGGUAGUGGAAGGAGCAAAAGCAAGAGGAGCAACACAAAUAAUUGGAGUCGAUGUCAACCCAGACAAACAAACUAAAGGUUCACAAAUGGGAAUCACAAAUUUCAUUAACCCGUCGAUUCUUGAUACUCCGGUGCAUGAGAAAAUAAAAGAAAUGUGCGGAGGAGGUGUAGACUACAGCUUUGAGUGUGUUGGAAGCGCAGAUGUUCUUCGCGAAGCCUUCUUGUCGACCCAUCUGGGCUGGGGAUUGACUGUGGCUGUAGGUGUUCAUUCCACUCCCAAGAUGCUCCCUCUUCAUCCCAUGGACCUCUUUUACGGCCGGAAAAUCGUCGGCUCGACCUUCGGAGAUUUCAAAGGGAAGUCCCAACUUCCUUCUUUUGCACAGCAAUGCUGCUCUGCAGGGCUCAAGUUGGAUGAGUUCAUCACACAUGAAUUGCCAUUCGAAAACAUCAACCAAGCUUUGCAGCUCCUUGUUGAUGGCAAAUCCUUAAGAUGCCUUCUUUAUUUUUGAAUCUACUUUUUUCCAUUAUAAAUGUGGCAUCUAAUGAAAUGCAACCAAAAAUAAAUAAGAAUUCUCCGUGUUCAGAAUUUCUAAAAUACAAUCUCACUUGCCUA